Messenger RNA from Scutellospora calospora, 1778 nucleotides. The record is from the annotation of a GenBank genome assembly. Lineage: Eukaryota; Fungi; Glomeromycota; Glomeromycetes; Diversisporales; Gigasporaceae.
AUGUCAUUCUUCAAAGAAAAUAAUCAUGUCGACGUAUUAAUUUGUGGUGCAGGUCCCGUUGGCUUAUUCUUAGCAAAUGAAUUGGCUGCAUUCGAAGUAAAUUUCCGUAUCAUCGAAAAGCUCAAUAAGCAUCCGAAUUUUUCAAAGGCUCUUUUGGUAGCACCCAGAACCUUGGAAAUUUUUGAUAAUAGAGGUCUUAUUGAUCCUUUCUUAGAACAUGGUGUCAAAGUGAAACAAUUCUCUAUACACCAAAAUAUUCAUGACUCGGUCAAGAUCGACCUUAGUAACAUGGACAGUCUAUUUGCCUUUGGAUUAAUGAAUCGUCAAAAUAAAACUGAAGAUUAUUUAGUUGAUGCUUUACAUAAAAAGAAAUCAAUGGGAAUGAAAAAUGUUCCCAAUAUUGAAUUUGGCAUGGAACUAUUAAAAUACGAUGAGAAGGAUAAUCAUAUCAUCGCUGUUGUCAAAAAUGUAAAUAGCGGUAAGGAAGAAGAAAUCAUUUGUCGCUAUUUAGUAGGAUGCGAUGGUGUACAUUCCUGUGUUAGAAAAGGACGAAGUGAUUGGACUUAUGAAGGUCAGACAUUGAAAUCUUCGUGGGCCCUGGCUGACGUAAACAUUGAUCAUGAAUUGAUUAAAUACGAUCAAGCAACUACCUUCACAGUUAAUGAAGGGCCUGUAGCUAUAAUACCAUUGGAUGGCCGAAAAAGUACUGUUCGUCUCAUUGUCAAAAUUUCUGAUAAAGAAUAUGAAAAUGAAACUAAUGAUGGUAUUACGCAUGGUCUCACAAAUAAGGAACAUAUUACGAUUGAUGAGCUGCAGAAAAUAGUAGAUGAGAGAAUUGCCCCUAUUAAAUUUGAGCUAAAAAAUCCCGUUUGGAUUUCUAAUUUUAGAAUUAAUGAAAGAAUAGUAAACAGAUAUCGAACAGGUCGAGCCUUUCUCGCAGGAGAUUCUGCACACUGUCAUUCACCGAUUGGUGGUCAAGGCAUGAAUUUAGGAAUUCAAGACGCUCAUAACUUAGCGUUCAAGUUAGUGUUAGUUAUCAAAAAUCAGGCCGUCGAUCCUGACAAACUUCUUAAUAGUUACGAACAGGAACGAUAUCCAGUUGGCAAGAACGUAGUUUCUGGCACUAGUUUCGUUACUAAAAUGGUGGAUAAAAAUGAUUUUAUUAGCACUUUCUUCCGAACGCGCGUAGUUCCUUUAAUGAUUCGUUAUUUUCCACAAAUUGCAUUUAAUUUCCAAUCAAAUUUGUUCCAAGUCGUACUUAAUUACUUUCCUGAGACAUCAGAUAUUCUUCACAAGUAUAAACCUCACUCAGGACCGGAAAACAAAUUAAUCAAAGCGGGUCAUUACUUAUUAGACGGAUUAUUAAAGAAUAUAAUCUUUAACAAAAGUCAUGUCCGUUUGACUUUAUUUGAUGUACUUCGUUCAACAGCAUUGAAACACACCCUGAUCCUGUUUACUUUAAAUAAGGGUGUCACCGCUGACUGUAAUCCACUUAUAAAUACUUUGUUAGAAAUCUACACUGACUAUAAAAGCACCAUCACCCCAAUUAUCAUUUCAUAUCAGGGUGCUGUCCAGACUGCUGAUGUACCAUUCAUGCCAUUCUUAGAAGAAGGUCGAGAACAACAUAUUUUUAUUGAACCAAAAUUCGAAUUGCACGAAAAAUAUGGCAUUACAAAAGAAAUUGGCCAACAGGCUUUUGUACUUGUUCGACCUGAUUUGUAUAUUGCCAGUGCGGUUUUUGAAGAUGACGUUGAUGAACUAAAGGCAUUCUUAGAAGG